AGGUGUGGUUCCUGCAUUUAAUGAACGUGACGAAGCGAGACGAGGGCGAGUACGAAUGCCAGAUGUCGACUCAUCCUCACGUUUCCAUCUUUACCUACCUCAAAGUGCAGAACGCCUACAGCCGCGUGGAAGGCCCCGAGGAGAGAGUGGUGGCGUCGGGCAGCGAUCUGCGUCUGGUGUGUAUCAUCGAGGGCGCCUCUUCGAAGCCCAGCUACGUUUUCUGGUACCACUACGAGAGAAUGGUCAACUACGACGCGGCCAGGGGCAUCACCGUCACGCAGACCUCUCCCAUGCGCAGCACUCUGGCGAUAAGCGAGGUGACGGCAGAUCACGCGGGAAACUAUACAUGUCAACCAUCGAACGCUGUUCCCGCCUCCGUCAACGUACAUGUUGUGGCUGAGACGACAGAGCCAAGUGCCACUGGUCGAGUUGGCAAAAAAGUUGCAGAGAAAACUCCAGUUCGACAACUGGGCGUCAAGAGUGCCUCGUCUGGAGGUUCAUGCCCCGUACCCUCGAAGGUCCCCUUCGCAUUCCUCAGCUUCCUGGUACUCCACGGACUCGUGGUCCCAGGUCUGUUGGCACUUUCGACACAAGCCGUCGAGGCAACCAGCCUCGUGGUCCUAAAAUUCACGGAAUCUCCAACGACGUCAAAGACAGACCAGCCUCCUUCAGACUGCCGUCACGGAUUCCAGCCUUCGCUCGAUUUGAAAAGAAAGGAACUCGCCCUCCCUCACAGCCUGAGCUACGACUGCUGUCGCUCCUGCUGCUGCUGCUUGAUGGGAGCUCAGUCUCUCAGUGGUCUUCCAGAGUAAAAAAAUAAAUAAAUUAAUAGAUAAAUAAAAAGGCGAAAGAUAUAACACAACAAUUACAAUAUUCUGUAGUUUAGUUUACUCAUAUUUCCAGUGCUCUAUCUCUCUCUCUCUCUCUCUCUCUGUCUUCUCUCUCUUCCAAAGACUAUGUGAAUUCCUAUGUGAUUGUCAAGUAGAAGUAUAAUUAAUAUAUUUAACUGAUGCUGUAUAGAAUUUUAUAUUAUUAACUGUUGGAGGUGGUUUUUUUCUCAGAAGGGAUGAUAUUAUAACCCCUUUUGUGAGACAGAACUGAAAAAUCAGAUUUUAUCGACUUUCUGAGCACUUGGAUGAUGUCGCUUUGUAUGUAUAAAUUUGUAUGUCUAUAGAGUUUUAUGAACGUUUUGUAUGCAUAUUUGCGGUUGGCGGUGUUUAGAAAAUGUCAUGUGCUUUCUUGGCGAUACUUUGAACAAGAUAAUGGUGUUUUUUUAUUCAUAUAUUUUCCUGCUCGGGGAAAAGCAUCCGUACGUAAGUGCUUCCGUGAAGUGCGGUAGAAGAAUAUUUAAGAAUAAAAAAAGUGUAUGUUUUACUGAUGUUCGCCUUAUUAUGUCUGUAUGAUUAUAUAUAUAUAUAUAUA
Molecule: messenger RNA, 1422 nt
Organism: Macrobrachium nipponense
Lineage: Eukaryota; Metazoa; Arthropoda; Malacostraca; Decapoda; Palaemonidae
Exons: 4
Coding region: 21-812 (263 amino acids)
Biological process (GO): synapse organization
Cellular component (GO): neuron projection membrane
Source: RefSeq, a predicted model, not a curated record